AUGGCACCAAAGAAGAAAGAGGAGGAGCAGAAGAUACUGCUAGGAAGGCCUAAGAAUACCCUCAAAAUGGGAUUAGUUGGUUUGCCAAAUGUUGGCAAAUCAACCACAUUUAAUGUACUGACGAAGUUGAAUAUUCCUGCGGAGAAUUACCCAUUUUGCACCAUAGACCCGCACGAAGCUAAGGUUACUGUGGAGGAUGAACGAUUCGAUUGGCUAGUUAAUCAUUUCAAGCCAAAGAGUAAUGUGCAUGCAUACCUAUCCAUCUUUGACAUUGCUGGUUUAGUUAAGAAUGCACAUUUGGGGGAAGGGCUGGGGAAUAAUUUUUUAUCGAACAUUGCAGCAGUAGAUGGAAUUUACCAUGUGGUGAGGGCAUUCGAAAAUGAAGAUAUAAUACACACAGAAGGAAAUAUAGACCCAGUGAGAGAUAUGGAUAUAAUAAAUUCCGAAUUGAUAUAUAAAGACAUUAGUCAUUGUGAAAAGAAUUUAGAAGAAGUGACAAAAGUGUUGAAUAGAAAUAAAAAGGAUAAAAUAAAACAAAAUGAACAUGAUGUUUUAACUAUUGUAUUAGAUUUUUUAAAAGAACAUAAAUGGAUUAAAGAUGGAAAUUGGAAAAGUUCAGAAAUUGAAGUAAUUAAUGAAUUCAAUUUUUUAACAGCAAAACCAGUAGUAUAUUUAGUGAAUAUGAGUGAAGCUGAUUUUAUCAGACAAAAAAAUAAACAUUUAGCAAAAAUUUACAAUUGGGUACAGGAAAAAAAUAAGGGAACUAUUAUCCCAUAUUGUGCAGAUUUGGAAUUGAAACUUUUAUCCAUGAGUGAAGAUGAAAAAUUAAAUUAUCUUAAAGAAAAUAAUAUAAAACAAAGCAUGCUAAAUAAAAUUAUUAAAACAGGAUAUUAUGAAAUUAAUUUAAUUCAUUUUUUUACAUGUGGACAAGAUGAAGUUAAAUGUUGGACAAUAAGAAAAGGUACCAAGGCACCACAGGCUGCUGGUGUUAUUCAUACCGAUUUUGAAAAGGGAUUUAUUUGUGCAGAGGUUUACAAGUAUACUGAUUUGGUGGAAUUUAAAUCUGAGGGGGAGGUCAAGGCCAAUGGCAAGUAUCUGCAAAAGGGAAAGGACUAUGUCGUGGAGGAUGGUGACAUUGUCUUUUUCAAGUUUAAUGUUUCCUCUUCUGGGAAGAAGUAG
Plasmodium gonderi is the source of this 1179-nucleotide messenger RNA. Its product is annotated as GTP-binding protein. Gene Ontology annotation, molecular function: ATP binding; ATP hydrolysis activity; GTP binding. NCBI's taxonomy places the organism in Eukaryota, Apicomplexa, Aconoidasida, Haemosporida, Plasmodiidae. The coding region runs from base 1 to 1179 and encodes 392 amino acids. The transcript has 3 exons. Gene Ontology annotation, cellular component: cytoplasm. The record is from RefSeq and is a predicted model, not a curated record.